UGGCGAUGUGGCGAUUGUAGGGCUAUGACAGAUUUGCUAACCUGAAUAGUCGUCAACUUUAACGCUUAAUAUCUCUGUUUGGAGGGCAGAGCGGCACUUUUUAUUGCCAGAUUCGUUCGUUUCGUGCAAAAACGCGUCGAAUAAGUGUAUUUUUAUCUAAAUUUGAACUGAACGGAGUAUUCUAUACCUUUACCAACCGUCAUGCAUACGUUCCUCACACGAGGCAACGCUAUUUUAGCUUACACCUUGAGUGUUUCGGCCUUUCUCACAUUUUGCUGUUUUAUCUCAACAAUAUUUUACGAUUACCAAGCGAACGUUACGUUAAAUACAGUUAAAGUUGUUGUAAAAAAUGUACCAGAUUACAGUGCAUCUAGAGAAAAAAACGACCUGGGUUACGUGACUUUUGAUUUACGAACUGAUCUUACUCCAUUGUUCAAUUGGAAUGUUAAGCAAUUAUUCUUAUUCCUUUAUGCAGAAUAUGAGUCAGAAAAUAAUCAACUUAAUCAGGUUGUACUAUGGGACAAAAUAGUUCUUCGUGAAGAUAAUGCUGUACUAGACUUUAAAAAUAUGAAUACGAAAUAUUACUUUUGGGAUGAUGGCAAAGGCCUCAGAGGAAAUAAGAAUGUAACGUUAACAUUGUCCUGGAACAUUAUUCCAACCGCUGGAUGGCUACCUACGAUUCAUACUACUGCUCCUCAUAUUUUUGCAUUCCCGUCUGAAUACACAACGUUACGUGUAUAAUUUAAAUGUAAAUGUGUUAUAUAUGAUUUUGUAAGACUCUUAUUUAAAUUGCAUAAAAUUCACAUGUACAAUAAACACAAUGUUUGUUUCUUCACGGUCAUUUCUAUAUUAUAUUCAACAUCAUAUUUGCUCGAUUCGCUUUUGUGUGUGUGUGUGUGUGUUAUCAUCUAUACA
Messenger RNA from Cyphomyrmex costatus, 915 nucleotides. RefSeq names its product Signal peptidase complex subunit Spase22-23 (gene Spase22-23). Gene Ontology annotation, cellular component: signal peptidase complex; membrane. The record is from RefSeq and is a predicted model, not a curated record. Gene Ontology annotation, biological process: protein targeting to ER. Bases 202 to 741 code for a protein of 179 amino acids. The transcript has 5 exons. Lineage: Eukaryota; Metazoa; Arthropoda; Insecta; Hymenoptera; Formicidae.